AGUUCUUGGCCGGAACACUAAGCGUCCUGUCGUGUGCGGUGCGAGUGCGCACGUGUGCAUACGGAUUUGUUUAAGUCUUUAAAGCACUACUUUUGCAUUAUUAAUAUAAUUUUGUCGUUAGUGUAUUUUUGUGUUUUAUAUGUAAAUGUUUAGAAUAAGUGUAUAUAAGUGAUGCGUGUGAUAUCGUUUCGGUGUGUAUAACAUACAAUAAUUUGCCGUCAUAGUCUCAUGUCCGGAGAGUUGCUGAAAAGGUAAAAAUAGUGGCGUCCGCCAUGUUCUCCAGCAGGACCCGGUCCAGUGUUCGACUCAAGGAUCCCAAACAGAGGGAGGAUUCAAAUGUCGGCGGCGGAGGCGGUGCCGGUGCGUUCACUCGCUGGCUUCGGGAGUUUAGACGUGAGACUUAUAAGGUAAAUUCUGCCGGUGGUGCAUCAGGUGGUGGUGGAGGAACUUACCACAGUACUGCGGCUGAAGACGGCAGGCGAAGGCACUCGUUCAACGCGCACGACAAAAGCGCUCAACACCGGGCGGACCAGAGACUGCAGCUGCAGGGUGGCGGCGGUGGAUUGCACUCCUCGCCGGCAUCCAAGACGCAACCUUGUAGGCGAGCAAACAGCACGAUUGUACCAAAGUCCAGAACACGGAACGAUGGAUUGUUCGCUAAGGCCAACUGUUCCGCCGUGGCCACCAUCAGAGAACUGCCCAGCAGCAAGGAAAACCGCUCCUCGCACGGCAACAACGGUGUCGUCAAGUCCGGUCGUGUAACGACCCGCAUGACUGAAACCUGCGACGGACACAUACCUAGACAUAGGUCGUCACUGCCACCCGUGGAAGUCAAGGACGUGGUUUGCGGACACGAAAAAUUUCCUUCCUGUCCGGCCAUCACCGACGCGGCGACGACUGUCAAAAGCAAUGGAAUGUCCGUCACCGCGACCAGAAAGUCCUGGGCGGAAGAGCAGCAGACGUGCAGCAACGGCAUCAGCAGCAGUAAUAGUUACCCGAAGGAACAACCGCCGCCCAUCGUCCGGCCGUAUCCCAAGAGACUGUCCAACGGGCUGUACACGCAACAAGUAAACACUCGCGUGCACAAAAUACCGCCUGUAAUUUUGAAGACAGUGAUGGAGCGUUGCGAAAAGGGCAAACCCGAACUGCUGGACCGGGUGCGGUCGAUGAGAACCAAAAACGGCGGUAGCGGUUACGUGGAAAGGCUGCAUCAGACCGCUGAGAAACAUUUUUGUGUGCCAUUAUCGUCGACAGCAUUAGAUUCAGUGGACCCGAAAUCUCAGCUUACGCAAGCGCAACUCGAAAAGUAUUCUAGAGCUUACGACGACUCGCCGCACCGAGAAACAGACGAGUAUUCAAGCUGUUUCGACGGUAGCGACAGCGCGUUGUCCAGCCAUUUGACCAAGGAGGAGCUGGAUCAUUAUACGCGGAUUUAUGAGGAAAAGUCCACGUCCCAAAUGAGCCUGACCGAGAAAACGGCGCCUUCGCACCAGCACCAGACCUCGUACGCGCAAAGCGAAGGGUACCACAGCUACGUAUCCAGCACCGAUUCCACGUCAACCCCGUUCCUGGAUAGGUUAAGGAGAGACAGCGAAUCCGCCGUCGUCGUAGUCAACAGUAAAGAUUCGGAGAAACCCGCCUCCGCCGCCGCCGCCACUCAGGGGAGGGACUCAAGCGCUAGUUCCGGUUCGUCUAGCGAAACACUCAAGUGGCACGGUUCCAACAGUGACCUGAGCACCGUGUCCAGUAGCGGGCAUCGUGCGACCACCCAGCUCAUUGCGCAUAGCGCCAAGGUGUCGGCGCCUCAGAGACACCACUCCGAAUCAGUACUGAGCGUGACCGACGGUUGGUCGGGCGUCAACGCUCAGGAGCACAGGGUCGGCAACCAGAGAAAUCUCCGAAAAUUGUUUCCGGUUAGCACGUACACGGUACAACCAGCCAUGGUCGUUGACGAAAAGACUUCACCAAAAUCUCCGCCAGCACUGACGGUAGCCGAACGAAUCAACGAACUAGAAAAGCAGCAACAGCAACAGCAACAACAGAUACAGCAAACGCCCAACAAGUUCACAUACUUUGACCCGGAAAAGAAGCAUAGAGUGGCGGACCAUUCGUUGAGGGCCAUACAAAAACGGGCCUUGUUGUCGUUUUACGAAAGGCACCAGCCCGGAUCGUCUUGGAGGUCUGAACCACAGCUGUCACCACCGCCGCCUAGGCCUCCACCGAUACCUUGCCGCCCAAGGUUGCCCACUCCGCUGUCCAGGCGUUCGUCCAUUUCGUCUGAAUAUGACACUCCGGCCACUUGGAACGAUGAUUGUUCAAAAGAUGACAGUUCAGUCGAAGAAGCAAGCACAGCCAACACCAAAGAACUGAAUAAAAACAACCCGCUUAGAAGUUCUAGCUGUGGUUCGUUGUCAACAGCAAUGCUCGGGCCUAUGGUACUUGGACCGUCGAUAUCGAUCGAUGAUUGGGUUCCUGAGCUGCCACCUAAGAAGAAACAGGUCGCUCGGCAGCAGACACCCCAAGCGAAACGUGAGCCUAGUCCGGACCUACCUCCACCGCCGCCGGUGGUUGACGAUGACGAGCAAAUGUUUGUAUCGGAUGAACCGUUGCCUCCACCGCCACCGGAAGCUAUCUGGCCGAAACCCGAGUCACUGAGGAAUGACAAGUUCCUACGCAACGGCAAAGAGAAGAGACUAGAGAGCAGUUUUAGCGCCGUCGAAGACGUGCUUCUUAGUAGAGACUUUAAUGCCGGCUGCGGUGGCGUAUCAGCUGGAUUGUUCCCCAACAAUAAUUAUCACCUGAACGGCCACCAAUAUCAGCACCAGCAUAAUGCGAUGAGCGAAAAAUCAAAAUCGCUGUCUUACAUAUACGACAGUCACAAAGCAGUGCCGCAGACACCGGUAAAAUCGUUUGCUAUUGAACUGCUGCAGCCACCACAGCUGCCACCACCUCCAACGCCAUUACUGACAAGCGCGACGACAACGGACGAUAAACCACUACAGUUUCCGCACAACAACGUCAAGGAAUUUGGUCGUUCGUCGAGCGUCCGUCGCAACAAACUCACCAUACCCAACAAAGACUACUGCAAGUCUGAGUUCUCGGCCCGGAAAUCCGUGUUCCAGGGUGCCGGUGGUUCCGCGGUACCCAAACAACAAGUGGUCAUGUCCACUGUCAAACCGCCUGCUUUCAGCGCGACAAUUACCACGGUCCAGAGCAACGUGGUCAAACAUCAGAUAUGUACGCCUUUAAAAAUUGCCAGGGACAUGGAUAAAAAGGCUGCGGCUGCCAUUGCCAGGUCUCCAUCUGCCGCUAAGAAUGUUGCAGUCGUCGGGCCUCUCAAGUCAUCAGGCGUAUUUCCGCCGUCUCUCGAGCCCAGCUGUCCACCGACUCUCUACCAACAGAGUCAAUCGAAGGCGUCGUACCUGUCGGCAUACAAGAGAGAGCCGAGGGAACGCGAGAAAGGACUUCCUAACUUUGAAGGAAGCUACAAGAGAACGGCCUCUCCGAACAGUGGCGGUCGAGGAGACGCUGCUGCGGCCGUGGAACCGCAAGAUGUGGAAAACGUGGCGCCAGACGGAAGCGAUUGCUGCAACAAUCUUUUGGAUUCGGGCGGCGGUCGAUUGCAAUCUCUGCAGUUGGACCACCACCACCACCUCCACCACUUUAACAACAAUAACAACAACAACAAUAACACAGCAACUAGUCAACAACAACAGUCGUCGCCCGGCAAACAGCAGCAGGCCAUCGACGCGAUGGCCACGGCCGUCACGCCGCCGUCGCCGCCGCCCCCCACGGUGUUGUCCGAGCGGCCUGUCGUCGAUCAGCCGGCGCAACAGCAACAACAACAGUUGUCGAAAACUCUGCCGCGCGCCAACAAUUCGGUGGGACAGGAUUUCAAACGGUCGUCCCGGACGCCCCGCACUCAGUCGGACCCGUCCAACAUGCCCAACAAGGCGGACUCGGCCAUCACCACGUUGCAGCUGAUGAUGAUGCCGCCGCCCCGACACUCUGAGUCCGCGUCCAGCCUGCAGAAACGGUCGCAGUCCGACCUGUCUCAGGUCGGGUCCACCGAGAGCGGCUAUAGCAGCCUGUCCUUGAACGCCCCGUCGCCGUCCCACUCGCCCACCAGACUGUCGUCCGGCGACUUCGUCUCCGCCGCGCCACCGUUGCUGAUCCACUCGCCGUCGGCCGCGGCCACCGCCGUCGCCACUGCCUGUGACCUCGACGAGUGCUGCACUCCUUCUACUUGGCACACGGCUGAGCCCGCGGUCGCCGUGACCGCCACUGACCACCGUUACCGCAAUCCGGUGUCCAGGAGCUGUUCGGCGGUGUCGUCGGAUGCCGCCUCGCAGACGGACGUCAAGUCUGUCGCUGGCGGCACCCCGUCGGUAGUCCGGCGCAAGUCGCCCGAAGAGAUCGAAUGCGAAGAACUGUCCCGCGAUCUCAUCAGCCACCUGUCACCGUCCGACAAACUCCACAACAUACUAGAAAUAAAGGACAAAGCUCCCGGACCGGACGUCAAACGUUCUACUGACUAUGUUUCUCCGUUGUUUCGCAUGGACUUGAUGCCCAGGUCCAGAAAUUCGGUCGCCGAAAAACUGAUCGACUGCAGUAACAUCGACGCCACGAGCAGCACAAACACCUCCACAAACAGCACCUCCUCAUCUACCACCGCCGCCGGACUGUCGGCAAACUCAUCCUACUACACUACGUCCGAACCAAAGGCGAAACUCCUGAACCUGCAGCACUACAGCCGGCAGAUACAAUCGCCGUCCGAAUGCAAUGGAAUCGGAAACUUGCAAAAGAAAAAGGCGGACCUAGUGUCUCGACUAGACAGAAAGCUUAAGGUACUCCGAGAUGAACAAAUCGCGCUGGCUGAAGAGACAACACUGAACGAGGCUCUAGGCGUGUCGGUGGCCGAUCGGGUUAAGUCUGUGGCCAAGCCUCAGGAAGCCAAUAAGUUCAAAACUCACGUACAGGAAGUGGGCCACAUUACCAGCCUGCUGUUGAGCCUGAGCGGACGUUUGGCCCGAGCGGAAAAUGCACUGCUCGACUUGGACGCAGAUCAUCCGGAAAAGAAAGCGCUGGAGGAGAAAAAGUGCAAGUUGACCGAUCAACUAGAAGAGGCCAAGGAGCUUAAGGAAAAUAUCGACAGGCGCGGUGACUUUGUGUCGACCAUACUGAGCCGGUAUCUGACGGCCGACGAGUACUCAGACUAUGAUCAUUUCAUCGCGAUGAAAGCCAAGCUGCUAAUCGACGCACGAGAGAUUGCGGACAAAAUACAGCUGGGCGAGGAGCAGUUGCGCGCGCUCAAGGAAACCCUCGAAGACUAAAAUUAAAUAUAUUAAACGUUAACGCGUUCAAAAUAGAUGUUACAUAAUAAUAUAAUAUAAAUAUAUGUUUAUGUGAUAGGUGCAGUUAUAUAUAUAUAUAAAAAAAAAAAAUAUUUUAAAAUAAAAUAAAUUACAAUAGGAUGACAAAAAUCAUAAAAUAUAAUAUAUUAUAUUAUAUAGUAAAACAAAACCGCAUUUGAGCGUGUGUGCAUGCGGUUUAGGGAAAACUUUGUAGAAAAUAACAUUUUGACUGAAACACAGAAACGAUUUAAACGGGGUUAGCCCGUCAGAUCUCUACAAUCAGAACGCCUCACGUCUUAUCACUUCUCUCCUCCUCUCCCAACCAAUCGCUCGUACGUCGAAGUCGCAUCGGCUCCAUAUACGUGAGUGUUUGUGUAUGUGUGUUUUAUACUUAUUUACUCUCGAACAACGUGUGUGUGUUUUUUAAUAUUUCUGUGUAAAUAAUAUUAUAUCUACUCGAAAUCGUAUAGGUCGAGAUGAGCAUAAUUUAGUCAUAUAGUAUUUUAUUGUUUAACCAUCCGAAACGGUCUUCUCUAGUCGACGAGACCCGUCGCUCGCCCGUCCCAUUGGCGAUGUCCCGUCAAAACAUAAUAAUAAUAAUAAUAAUAUUAAAUAUUGUAACACGAUAUUGUGCUGUAAUAAUAUUGUGUUCAUUUGCUACGGCGUGCGAUAAGGAUUUAUUUUUUUAUUUAUAAAAGAUGAACGGUAAUAUUAUUAUUAAAUCGGAUAAUCAAACUGCUAUUCGGACCCGCUGUCCACACACACGAACGCACCGUCCCCAUCACACCAUUCGCCACUCCGAUUCCGAAUCGCAAAAGUCGCGGGUGUCGAAUGUAACGGAAUAAAUAGGUACAAACGAAUAAAACCGAAAUAAUAUCUAUCAUAUUAAUAUAACGAUGUGUAAUAACUGUAUUAUUUAAUAUUAUUGUAUGUGUGUGUGUGCGCGCGCGUGCGCCCCUUGUACCUCUGUGCAGAGAUGAAUUUAUAAUAAUAAUAUAUCGUAGUUUAAUAUUAUAUUAUUAUUAAUUUUAAAA
Molecule: messenger RNA, 6388 nt
Organism: Aphis gossypii (cotton aphid)
Lineage: Eukaryota; Metazoa; Arthropoda; Insecta; Hemiptera; Aphididae
Product: protein Shroom
Exons: 17
Coding region: 273-5333 (1686 amino acids)
Biological process (GO): actin filament organization
Cellular component (GO): cortical actin cytoskeleton; apical plasma membrane; adherens junction
Molecular function (GO): actin filament binding
Source: RefSeq, a predicted model, not a curated record